Monascus purpureus is the source of this 2887-nucleotide messenger RNA. NCBI's taxonomy places the organism in Eukaryota, Fungi, Ascomycota, Eurotiomycetes, Eurotiales, Aspergillaceae. The record is from the annotation of a GenBank genome assembly.
UAGAGCUGUCCUUUUCUAAAAAGCCUUCAUUUUUGAGUCAUUCUGAAUACGAGGAGUGUGCCCAUUUUCGGACAAUUUUCUUCGCCGCGGAACACCGCCACAGAACAAUAAUAUUUGCCAACUCCGACCGACGCAGCAAAACAAUUAUCUCGCCAACCCCAGACCAUUUCCCCUCACCAUUGUCUCGAGCUCAACGCUACCCUCCCUCGGUUUGGAAUCAAGUCCAAUGGCAGAAGACCAGUCGGUACAAGUCCCCCGAUCGGAAGCCGCUUCCAACCAGAGCCGCGGGGGCCGUCGACGUGGGCGAGGCGGCGGGGCUCACCAGCAGCGGCACACAGAUGCCCAGCACCCAGACGACGGCCGAGCUAACAUCUCUGGCAGGGGAUCGAGACCCAGAGGGCGUGGCGGACGAGGAGGACGUGACAGGCAAAAUCUCGCACAGAAUACCAAGCCUGGUCCACAAGAAUCGGGUGGUGGGAGUGAUGGUAAAGGGAAAAGCCAAGAGGCCGUCGCAAAUAGCACGGAGGAUGCAGAUGACAGAGAAGUUUGCUUCAUCUGCGCCUCCGAGGUUGAGCAUAUUUCCAUCUCACCCUGCAACCAUCGCACUUGUCACAUCUGCGCGUUGAGAUUGAGGGCUUUGUAUAAGACCAAAGCUUGUGCACACUGUCGGACGGAAUCGGCCUUUGUGAUCUUUACGGAUGAUCCCAUAAAGCGGUUCGAGGCUUUUACACCGGCGGACUUCGCGCGGACGGAUGAAAAUCUGGGCAUCAAGUACGAAAAGGACGAGAUCUUUGAGGAUACAGUGCUGUUGCUGCGAUAUAAUUGUCCGGACAAAGACUGCGAUGUGGCUUGUCUAGGAUGGCCGGACCUUCAUCGACAUGUCAAAACUAAACAUGGAAAGGCUAUGUGUGAUCUCUGCACGAGGAACAAAAAGGUGUUUACGCAUGAGCACGAGCUCUUCUCCAACGCAGAACUGCGAAGACAUGAAAAAUACGGCGAUGACGUUCCCGGGGCUGUCGAUCAGAGUGGCUUCAAAGGACAUCCGGAAUGUGGCUUUUGCCGCCAGCGGUUCUAUGGAGACGACGAACUGUAUGCUCAUUGUCGUGACCGGCAUGAACGGUGUCACAUUUGCGAUAGAAGGUCUGGCAACCGCCAACAGCAGUACUACAUCGACUACAAUGCCCUUGAAGAUCACUUUCAAAAGGAACAUUUUCUGUGUUUGGACAAGGAAUGCUUGGAAAAGAAGUUUGUUGUAUUUGAGUCUCAGAUGGACUUGAAAGCGCACCAGUUGGAAUGCCAUCCAAAUGGACUCUCCAAAGAUGCCAGGCGUGAUGCCCGUAUUGUGGAUAUCUCAACUUUCGACUACAGAACCCCAUACCAACCGCAACGACAGCGUCGUGGAGCUGGUCGGGGACGCGAUCCCAACUCGGAACCACUUCCCACAUCUAGUGCACAGCCGCUACGAAGAGAUGAAAUCGCCUACCAGAGACAAAUAGCAAUCCAAAGUGCGCAAUCAGUCUCAACCCGGAGCUUUGGCGGCCAACUCACACGUAACGACACUCAAACUGUCCGCGCUCCUGCUCGGACUAUUUCUACUCUUCGAUCAUCUCCACCAACACAGCAACUGCAGAGCCUCAGCCUUACAUCCGAGCCUACUGUCCCGGACACACCUCAGGCUCAGGCUCGUCAACUGCGCCAUGCGGCUGUGAUCGAGCGAGCAUCUAACCUCUUGCAUAAUGACCAGACCAAACUUGCCGAGUUUCGAGCACGCGUCUCCAGUUACCGCACCUCUGCGAUUUCCGCUACCGAGCUUAUCGACGCUUUCUUCUCUCUUUUCGAUACUUCAAGUUCUGAGCUAGGAAAGCUCAUCAAGGAACUCGCAGACAUCUAUGAGGAUGAAUCAAAACGCAAAGGGCUGCUGAAAGCUUGGAGUGAUUGGCGUGCUAUAAAUGAAGACUACCCAGCUCUCCCGGGACCCGGUGGCAUCAUCCCAGGGAUGUCUCCCGGUACAGUUUCCGGUGCAGGAGCUGGUGCAGGAGUAGGGAAGCGCGUGUUGCGUCUCAAAUCUUCCACGGCACAAUCCUCCCGAUCAGCUGUUGGUAGGGGUAGCUCUCUGCUCACAUCUUCCUCAUCCCCCUAUAACCCCUUUCCUCCUCUGUCAUCUUCUUCAACAGCCCCCAGAUCGACACCCGCCACGACAACACCGUGGGUUCAUUCAACCUCUCGGGUUGGGGUACCAACAUCUUCAGCUCCAGCUGCCUCCAGCCGCCCGUCUCCCGCUAGAAAUAUCAAUAGCAACACAAGUCCAGGAAAUACCGGUGAGGCCUUCCCUGCUCUCCCCGCCGCUCCCAAGCCUAGCGUUCUAAUGGCCGGUCUCACUCGCGGGACCGUCCGAUGGAACGAUCGUCGCGGUCCUACACCGAAUGCUUGGGCGGGAGGCUCAAAUUCGACCGCACCCGAGCCCGCGGAUUUGGAUUGGGAUUCUUCAACAGGUGGGAAGAAGGGCAAGGGAAAGAAGGGGAAACAGACGCUUUUCCAUUUUGGAUGAUUGCAUUCCAUUCAUCAUGUUGAUUAGUUACCCCGUCUUUCUUGCUGGUCGAUGAUGGAUUGAAAAUGGGUAACUCUUUUACAUUCUCGGUGGGGCGUUUAGGAUUUCCUGAAAAAACCCAGCUACGUAUAGGUAAAUAGCUACCUAGCUGUGCCACCCCUUUUGUAUGUAUUUAGAUGAUCUACGAAGUCGGCCAUAUAACCUCUGGUUAAUACCUAGGACAUACAUCUUCGUGUUUUGGACUAGGGGCUGUCUAGGUCAUUGGAAAAAAAAGGAAAAAGUCAAAAUAGAAAUAAACAUAAUAUUAUAAGUGCCAUAGCCCGCCAUAGUCAAAUAUUC